CUGGCGCCCUCGCUCCACAUCGCGCGCAUCACUCGGCUGUCGCAUGCCCGGCAAGCGUCGAGCUCUGCCGCUGAGCACACUGCGCGGUCAGCAGGCCCGGCGCGGCCGGCUCUGCUGCAGCUCAGGCAGGCGUACCUGCCGCUGCCAGCCGCAGCUGCGCCCGUGUCGCUCACAAUCAGUGAUGCGCCAGAAUGCUGGGCCAUAGUCGGUGGCGAUGGGGACGGCGAGCGCGUCGUCGAGGCGCUGCGUGAUGUGAGUCCCGGCCCGUGGGCACCCCCCGGCAUGCCACACCGCGGCGAGCCAUGGUGUUGAGAUACAUCGCAGGUGAUGACGGGACGGAGGAGAGCGCGCACCGCAGACGGCAAGCCAAUACCCAGCACGCAUCCGUUCCUUGGCUCGCGCUCGCCGGCAGAGCACGUCGUGCACGUCUCCUUCGCCGCGCGCGCCGCGACCGGCGGCGAGUUCGUCGACUACGCCGUGCGCUACGGUGCCGUGCGCGACGACGAAGACGCCGUCACGCUGCACGAGGGAUGCAUGCGUGCUCUUGGUCACCACACUGGGCGUGCUGCGCGGCUGGCUUGCGUCGCCGACAUUCUGUCCACUCCCAGCAGCGCCGACCAGGCAAAGCCAGGAGCUCCGACCGAGUCCGAGCGCGCCGCUGGCCGAGCCGCUCACCAGUGCAUCAUGGACACUGCGCCGCUGCUGCGCCUUGACAGACCUCCGCCGGCGGAAGAGAGCAACGGCGACAUGGCGGCUCUGCUUCACACGCCCCUGAUCCGUCUCUCGAACGGGCAGAUGCGCCGCGCCCGGUUGCUUGAAGCGCUCGUCCGAUGCCGCCUCUCGCCCGCAGCGGACAGCACCAUUCUCGUCCUCUCGCAGCCAUACAAUGGGCUCGAUCCGCCCACGCGCUCUCUUCUCAGCUCCAUUCUGUCUGACAGGCAUUGCGCAUCAGACCCACGCAUCGUGCUCUUCCUACGCGUCCAGGACGAGCUCCCGGCGUACAUCACCCACGUCGCUCAGGUGCGCGACGAUGGCUCGGUGCAGGCCGGUCCUCGCGCGCUUGUGCAGCAGCAGCGCGACCAGGACAGCCAAGGUGGCUAUGAACUGCUCAAGCAGAAUGCUGCGCAGGCCUUGCCUGACACGAAUGAGCCACUUGUCUCGCUCAACGGCGUCGACAUCAAGUACGUGGGCAAGUCCGCGCUUGAGUCCAUCGCCUUGGACAUUCACCGCGGUGCGAGAAUGGUGCUCGCCGGCUACAACGGCAGCGGCAAGUCUACUCUGCUCUCCCUCAUCCUCGGCGACCACCCUCAGUCGUUCGCCUUGCCGGAGCAGAAGCUGAGCCUCUUCGGCAAGGCUCGCGAUGCUCCCGGGAAUGCCACGCUCCUGCUGGCCAGACGCAUCGGUCACGUGUCGCCCGAGCUCUUCAAUGCGUUCCCCCGCAAGGACACCGAGCGUGGCGGCAUGACCGUCGGCGAGGCGAUAGGCUCGGGUUACGCCGGCGUAUUCUCGCGACGACCUCUCGAUGACCAGCAGAAAGCACGCAUCUGGCGGCUGCUAGCUGCCUUUCAGGACGUGAUCGAUGCACCGGACAGCGACACAAGUCGACAGAGCUCUCGAUCUGGCGGUCCUGGCCUCGAUGAUCCUCUCGCACAAGCCAAGCGACUCGCCUCGGCCUCUUUCGCCGCAAUGUCGCUGGGCUCACAGAGCAUCGUGCUGCUCCUGCGCGCGAUCGUCCACGGCCCGAAGCUGCUCAUCCUCGACGAGCCCUUCCAGCAUCAGUCCGCCCGGCAGGUCGAGCGUGCCCGCGCCUUUCUUGACGAGCCCGAGGCCUACGCCAUCGGCGAGACGGAGCAAGAGCGGGCCCAGGAUGCCGAAGCCCGCCGCGCGAUGUCGCUCAUUCUGGUCAGCCACUACGAGGCCGAAUGGCCCAGGAGCAUGAACGCGCUGCUGCGACUCGAGGCCGGCCAAGUGUCGGAGCGCAUAGGUCAAUGCUAAUGGAAUUCAAGGAGCACUGCCGCAGGCACGCGCCUGCGUGGAACAGAAUGAGCUGCAUGCCAUUGC
Tilletiopsis washingtonensis is the source of this 2061-nucleotide messenger RNA. Its product is annotated as P-loop containing nucleoside triphosphate hydrolase protein. The coding region runs from base 328 to 1995 and encodes 555 amino acids. Lineage: Eukaryota; Fungi; Basidiomycota; Exobasidiomycetes; Entylomatales. The record is from RefSeq and is a predicted model, not a curated record. The transcript is spliced from 2 exons. Gene Ontology annotation, molecular function: ATP hydrolysis activity; ATP binding.